Lithohypha guttulata is the source of this 813-nucleotide messenger RNA. RefSeq lists its product as uncharacterized. The record is from RefSeq and is a predicted model, not a curated record. Bases 1 to 813 code for a protein of 270 amino acids. The transcript has a single exon. Lineage: Eukaryota; Fungi; Ascomycota; Eurotiomycetes; Chaetothyriales; Trichomeriaceae. Gene Ontology annotation, molecular function: oxidoreductase activity.
AUGGAUGUUCCUGGGUUCGCCUUAAUUACAGGUGCGGCUUCUGGUAUUGGCAAGGCCUGCGCGUUGACCUUCGCAAGAGAUGGUGCAGCUGGAAUCGCCCUGUUCGACUUGAACGAGGAAGCUUUGGCGGCAGUUGAGCAAGAGAUUGAUGAGCAACAAACAAAGAUUGGCAGGUCGUGCCAGGUUCUCACACUGACGGUCAACGUGGCUGCAGAAGAAGAGGUGGAAAAAGCUGUCCUUGCUGUUGCGGAGCAAUUUGGUCGACUAGACUACGUUGUGAAUGCUGCUGGCAUUGCGAUCAAACACCAAGGCGGUACUGCUUUCGCAGACACUGCCGCCUGGCAGAAGACGCUGGACAUCAAUCUGACCGGUACCUUCUUCGUCCUGCGAGCGACUGCGAAGAUCAUGCUGAAGCAAGAGCCCAUCUUGUCGAGCAUAGAUGGUCGACCGCUUCAGAGGGGCUCAAUCAUCAACUGCAGCUCGAUCCAGGGCGUAGUCGGUGUCCCUUUGUCUGCUGCCUAUACUGCCUCGAAGCAUGCGGUGAUAGGCUUGACUCGAACUGCCUCGGAGGACUACGCUAAAGACGGCUUGCGUAUCAACGCCAUAUGCCCUGGCUACACCGAAACCCCCAUGACCACAAAAUCGCCCUUGAUACUGCAGGCGAUGGUGGAGCGAGUGGCUACUGCAGUGCCCAUGCAGCGUAUGGGUCAACCUCAUGAGAUCGCUGAUGGUGUCGUAUACCUGGCUGGUGGUAGGAGUUCUUUCGUGACCGGAACUGCCUUGUCUGUGGAUGGAGGAUAUACGCAAAGGUGA